AACCACUUCCUCUUGUGGUUUUUUGAAGCAAGAGAAGGCAAAGCCGAGGCUCGGCCAAAUCCGAAGCGUUCCUUGAAACUGUUCUCUCACGAGAAAGCAAAACAACAAAGGUCCAGUUUGUAGAUCUACUCACGACUCGAUCCAGCGUGUGCAUCAGAAGAUGGGCGAACGUGUGUUUGCUGCCGAAUGCAUUCAGAAGAGAAGAGUUAGGAAGGGAAAAGUUGAAUACCUUGUCAAGUGGAAAGGAUGGUCAAUAAAGUACAACACGUGGGAGCCGGAGGAGAAUAUUUUGGACCACCGCCUGAUCGAACAGUUCAAGAGGGAGACUGGCGGUGGUGGGGGGAAGAGAGGCCCAAAGCCAAAGAAGAUGAAACUGCAGGAGAACACAGACGACACGGCUGAGGGAUCCUCGGAGGACGAUGAGGAAGACGCCAGCGACGACGAUGAUGAUGACGACGACAGCAACAGUUCGGAGGAGGAUGGGUCCAGCCUGAGCGGCGGCGAGCUGAGCAGACAGAAGAAAGACACACACCACAGGUCCUCGGCGGCCGACCGUGAGGCAGAACACGAGCGAGAGCGAGACCGAGGCAAGGAGAAGGGUCCGGCCGGUCGACAAGCUGCCCCGGCCCCCGUCGUGAAGCGAGGUCCCGGGAGGCCACCGAAAAACCCGCGACCCCCUGGCCACUUGCCCCCGCCCAAGGCCAAACUGACGGCCAACAAAACCAAACUGAAAGUGGGUCGGAAACCGGGGCCGAAAAAAGCCGUUCCGAAAGCAAAACCGGCAGCGAAAGGUUCUCAGGGAAACUCCUCCAAGACUGACGAGCCGUCGGGCAAGGGUGUGGCCAAAGACAAAGACAGUGGGGCCAAAGACUGCAGCUCUUCUUCCUCCGCGACCUCCGGCACUUCCUCCAGAGUUCCCAAGCUGGAGAACAAAGCCUCGGAGGACACGCUCUCCAGCCGCACCACGGCCCCGACCACCGGCCCCAAAUCUGGGGACCACGGCGUCUAUGACUUCCCCUCGGACGACUGCGACUCCAACAAGGGUGUGCUGGCCAGCAAUCUCCCGGAGCGGAGCGCGGUGGUCAAGAACUACUGGGUGCCGCCCGCCUUCCUCAAGCCUGUGGUGGACAGCAUCGUGGUCACCGACGUUUCCUCGUCUGACCUCAUGGUCACCGUCCGCGAGUGUUCCUACAACAACGGAUUCUUUACCUGAUGGCGUCUGUGAGUGUUGCUAUGACAACGGAUUGCUUACAUGAUGGAACGUCUGAGUGUUGCUAUGACAACACAUUCUUUACAUGAUGGCGUCUGUGAGUGUUGCUAUGAUAACAGAUUCUUUACACGAUGGCGUCUGUGAGUGUUGCUAUGACAACAGAUUCUUUACACGAUGGCGUCUGUGAGUGUUGCUAUGACAACGGAUUGCUUACAUGAUGGAACGUCUGAGAGUGUUCUCACAACAAUGGAUUCUUUACAGGAUGGAACGUCUGUUCAAUAGUUAUAAAUGUGCGCUAAAGUGCCAAAGGGGGAUAUUAACAUGUUGUUAUGCCCAGUAGAAUUGUCAAUGGGAUGAUUCUUCAAUGUCAUGCUCAUACUAUGACUGAACUACAACGGGGCUCUGCCUCUUUUUCUUUCCUAAUCCUUACUAUCGUCAUUUUCCUCUAUUUCUUUUAUAUGUUUGUCACACUCUUG
Molecule: messenger RNA, 1686 nt
Organism: Aplysia californica (California sea hare)
Lineage: Eukaryota; Metazoa; Mollusca; Gastropoda; Aplysiida; Aplysiidae
Product: chromobox protein homolog 8
Exons: 5
Coding region: 161-1213 (350 amino acids)
Source: RefSeq, a predicted model, not a curated record